Cladocopium goreaui is the source of this 855-nucleotide messenger RNA. The record is from the annotation of a GenBank genome assembly. NCBI's taxonomy places the organism in Eukaryota, Dinophyceae, Suessiales, Symbiodiniaceae.
AUGGAUCAAACGUCUGUCUCACCUAUCGCCAUGUUCCUUUUAGCUGGUCAGAGCAAUAUGUCUGGUCGCGGUGAGAUUGUUGGAGACUCCGUGUACGACUCCCGAAUCCUCAAGAUUGCUGGUGGAACUUGGAGUGUAGCAAGACACCCUUUGCAUGCCGACAAACCUGAAAAAGCUGGAGUCGGACCUGGCAUGUCCUUUGCCAGAUCAAUUGUGGAUUUCGUGCCUGCGCCCGUUGGUUUGGUGCCAUGCGCCUUCGGAGGGAGUGAAAUUCAACGUUGGAUUGCAGGUGGUGACUUGCUUCAGGCAGCCAAGGAGACGGUGGCACAAGGACAAGCAGCUGGUGGUGUUCUGAAAGGUAUCCUUUGGCAUCAAGGAGAAUCAGACUGUGGAAGUGAAGAGAUGGCAAGUCUCUACAUUGAUCGCUUGCAGCAACUAUCAGAAGACUUGCGUUCCGCCUUCGGCCACGUUCCCUUGAUCCUUGGAGAGCUUGGGAUGGAAUUCUUGGACUUGGAAGAUCCACGAUUUUCGUUCGCAGAGACUGUAAAUGCAUCCAUUGUGAAGUUUGGAAGCAGUGGUGAGCACAUCGGUGUAGUGAGUGCCAGAGGGCUUCAGCACAAGGGGGAUCGCUUGCACUUCUCAAGUACCGCUGCUGACGAACUGGGGAAGCGCUAUGCCUGGAAAUGGCUCGAAAUGACAGGAGGAUUGAACCUUUCGCUGCGAACGAUUGUGGGGAGCAGCCUAUCACCUCCUUUCAUUUUGACAUCACUCGGCAGCCAUCAUCCAGAGGCUGGGGAGCCCAAAGACGCUUCUGUUCUAGACCAGGAUGGUGCAAGGUACCAGCAGUCUCCCUGA